AUGGGAUUACAAGAUAAUAGUUUUGAAAGAACUAUCUUAGCAUUAAGCAAUGAGCUUCAAAGAAUACGUUCGGAAGCUGAAUGGAGAAAUGACGCGACAUCUCAAUCAGGGACAAAUCGAUUCUCUACUACAAGUCACGUUUCUAUGGGACAUUAUUCUGAAUAUACAGAUGAAUAUGAAACAUACUGGAUUGAAUUUACGGCCCUUUUAAUAAUAGGAGGAAAAGAGAAAGUUGUUCUCCAACACAACUGUAUUACAUUUUAUCAAUCGAAAUCGGUCUUAGUUUUAGCACAUUAG
Messenger RNA from Rhizophagus irregularis DAOM 181602=DAOM 197198, 297 nucleotides. RefSeq lists its product as uncharacterized. The record is from RefSeq and is a predicted model, not a curated record. Lineage: Eukaryota; Fungi; Glomeromycota; Glomeromycetes; Glomerales; Glomeraceae.